UUGGGAGGUGCGGUUUGCCGGGGGGGCGGUGCUGCUCAGCGGCAAACUAAGAACAAACGUAUCCGUUGCGUCAAUAUCUUUUCAUCCUUCUUGGCGACGCGACAGAAAGCACCGCUGUCACUUUAUAUUUCACAAAAAGUAGUCAAGUGUGUUGUAGCCUUAAUGUAAAUGUUUGACGGUGGCCGUGUCGUCAGGAGGCCGACACCUGUGGGGGAACUGAGAAGUUGACGCAGCGACGAAUUUCAGGUGCAGCUUAAACCUGACACACAUGGACUUCAGGAGGAGGAGGCCCAAUGAUGCUGCCUUCUUCAGUCUACUCGGCUUUAGCACCAAAUAGGUCUUGUGCUCACACUCACGUCAGCCAGCUGAGCAGAUACCUGAGCAGCCACCACAACACACCUGAAGAGGAUGAUGAAACCAUGAGCACGGAGCAAAGAGAAGCCAUCGUUGUCCACAAGACAGACUCCGCCCCAAAUCAUGAUGACCACCGCCCUCUUCCAGAGCACGAUGAUGAUUCUCUGUUCAGCAGACAGAUGAUGCAGGAACAUAACCACAACCCUGCUCUCUCCCAGUCUGGCCUGAGCUACUGCUCCUACCAGGUGCAUAGCAGCUUCCUGCCAGGCUACAGCCAGCCCACUCCAUUCCCCAGCCAGUGUGAAGGGCACUGGCUCCACCCGAGCACAGCCAGCAGCCAAUCGGUGUAUCCCAACAGCCUGCCAUCCUCUUGGAGCCAAAACGAUUACUCCAUUUAUUCUGGAGAGAGCUGCUAUUCCGGCUACAAGUUCCUGUCCCUUCCUGGCAGACACAGCCCCAAUGAAAGCAGUUUAGAGCAGCCGCUCUCUCUGCACUCCAACCCACCUUCAGUAGGUCACCAUACCUUGCCUCCGUACUCAUGCUCACCCCAGGGAGCAGUCUGCUGUGCUCAGUGCCCCGCAGACACCUUCAACAGGGGGCCUAUGGCCCCCAAAUACCCCUGGCCUCAGUACCACCCAGGGCACAGCCCACGUGAGUGCAGACUUCCUGGAGCUGGACACACACAGAGUGGCUACAACAGUCCAGUUAAAGAGAGGCGCUCUCCUUAUGGUACACCACUGUCUCUGGAACAGAGGAGGGUCUUUGUCACUUACGAAGCUGACAACGACAAGCACGUCAAUGAGAUCAUCAACUUUGUUGCUCUGCUGCGACACAAUGGCUUUGAUACACACAUCGACAUUUUUGAGCAGCAGUUCAGGAGUAUAAGCAAGAUAGACUUCAUGGAGCGGUACCUCAGUGAGAAAGAGUACCUGAUCAUCAUCAUCAUCAGUCCUAAGUACUACGAGACAGUGACAGCCUCCCCUGUUGGUCUGGAGAACGACGAGAGGACCUUCAACACAGUCUACAUACACAAACAGCUCCAAAAUGAGUUCAUCCAGAAUGGAAGCAAGAAUUUCAGGUUCAUUCCCAUCUUGUUCCCUGGUGCUAAAAAGUGUCAUGUCCCUAACUGGCUUCAAAACACACAUGUGUAUGGCUGGCCGCGUGAUCGGGAUGACAUUCUGCGGCGGCUGAUGAGGGUUGAGAAAUAUAAACCACCUCCGAUUGGGGAGCUACCAACCAUUGUGUCCAUCCCCAUAUAGAAACAUCAGAGCUAGACUGGAAUCCAGACGCAUCUCUCUGGAAAGCUCCUGGUCCUUGCCGAGCUGAACGGGGAAGUGUGGACAGGAUUUAAAAAAAAUUUUUUGUUGUUGUUGUUGUGCGACUGGGUAGAGGUUGUAAAUUGCUGUGACGUUAAGGAUGCUGUGUGACCCAUCCUCCUGUGAUGUUGCGCAAGUGUAAUGAGUAGUUUUAAAUUCCACGUAACUCAGUGAGGUGCCAACAUUGCUUUGGAGACAUAGAGACUUUCUGCUCUCUGUACUUUACCUGUGUGCGUCACUCUGCAUGUUUUAACAUCAACCCCUCAGCGUUUCACCUGCUACGACAUCAUGAGAAAUGUUAAUUUCACAACCUGACAGGUACAAUCUUUUUCUUUAAAUCCAUAUAUCAUAGAAUUUGAACACGUAUUCUUGUAAAUGAAAGAUUUUUCACAUUUUAUUUGGACUCGUUAUUAUAUAGAGUCUAUAUGAUGAAUAGUCUGACUGUAUAUUUACCCAGUAGACCAGCAGGGGUUUCAUUUACCAGAUGUAAACAUUGACAGAUAUGGUCCCUGGUACGUGCUGCCUUAUUACAGUCUAUCUAAUGCAAACAGCUGUCAAACUGAUAGUUAGUGUUGUGUUUUGAAGAGUGACAAUAAUACAAUGCAUAAUUUAUUAAAUUUUUAUGACACUUGAUGCAUGGUAGACGUUUAGACAUUUAGAUCUUAGUUUGUAUUAAAUGAUGUAUUUGGUCUUUUUUCUGUCACAUCACAAUUAUGCUUUUUUUCUGGUCCACAUCUAGUAUUAAAUUAUGGUAAAUUGAUAUUUUUCAGUAUGUUUUGUAACUUAGUAGUUUUUACUGGUAAACAAGGUGCUGACUUAGCUUAGCUCAACUUAAAGGACCACAUAGGUUUUGCCUGUUUUAGGCCAUUAAUUACAAAACUACAGGUCACUGAUUAAGUGUAGUCUGAAUGUUGAUUUUCCACAGUGUACUGAAACUAACAAGCUCAACAAUGUGUUGGCCUGCAUCACAAACUCAUCCUCUGGGAAAUGCAUUCACUGCCUAUGAAGCUGGCCCUUAUCCUGACAGUUACCCACAGACAAGCACAGACCUGGGACUGGUUUGCCUCGAGGGCUGCGUGGGCACUUUUGUUUGGGAAUAAGAAUGUGCACGUUUCACUGUUCUUUACUAGUAACACAUGUACCGGCACUGUAAUGUUAUAGAACCACAUUCUGCUUCUCCCUGGCUUCUGGCAGCUUGUGUGGAAAAGCUCAAACAGGAUGUUGUAUCAAGAUAAGUAGCUGACACAGCUGCCUGUGUGUGGUGAGCCUUCUCAAGAAUCGCAAGUGUAGACUUCAAAUGGGUCAUCACCACCCCUUUGUGGUUACAUAAAAUCACGUGUAACAUUGUGACACACUUGAAGAAAAUGUGUGCAGAAUAUACAGAGGCUAAUCA
Molecule: messenger RNA, 3063 nt
Organism: Monopterus albus (swamp eel)
Lineage: Eukaryota; Metazoa; Chordata; Actinopteri; Synbranchiformes; Synbranchidae
Gene: traf3ip2l
Product: TRAF3 interacting protein 2-like
Exons: 10
Coding region: 294-1613 (439 amino acids)
Biological process (GO): humoral immune response; positive regulation of canonical NF-kappaB signal transduction
Source: RefSeq, a predicted model, not a curated record